AUGGCGUGAACCCGGGAGGCGGAGCUUGCAGUGAGCCGAGAUCGCACCACUGCACUCCAGCCUGGGUGACAGAGCGAGACUCCGUCUCAAAAUAAAUAAAUAAAUAAAUAAAUAAAUAAAAGACCACGAAAUUUUGGCAAAACUAAGUGUAAUAAAAAACGUGUAUCCAGAAUAUAUAAAGAAUUUGCGGCCAGGCACCGUGGCUCACGCCUGUAAUCCCAGCACUUUGGGAGGCCGAGGCGGCCAGAUCACCUGAGGUCAGGAGCUCGAGACCAGCAACAUGGAGAAACCCCGUUUCUAGUAAAAAUACAAAAUUAGCCCAGCAUGGUGGCACAUGCCUGUAACUCCAGCUACUCAGGAAGGCUGAGGCAGGAGAAUCGCUUGAACCCAGGAGGCGGAGGGUGCGGUGAGCCGAGAUCGUGCCAUUGCACUCCAGCCUGGGCAACAAGAGCGAAACUCUGUCUCAAGAAAUAAAGAAUUUGCAAAGCUCAAUAAUAAGACAUGGGGAAAAAAUUUGAACAGACUUGAGAAGAUACAGAUGGCAAACAUGCACAUUAAAAGAUGUUCAGCAUCAUUAGUCAUUAGGGAAAUGCCCAAGUUAAAGCCAGAGAGAUACUGCUACACACCUAGAAGAAUGGCUAAUGUUUAAAAAACUCACCAUGCUAUGUGCUGUUGAGUAUGUAAAGCAACAAGAACUGCCAAACACUGCUGAUGGGGAUGUAAAACUGCACCACCACUUUGGAAAACAGUUUGAUAGUUUCUUAAGACAUUAAAAAUACAUCUACCUUAUGAUCCCUGCAUUCCACUCUUAGGUAUUUACCCAAGGGAAAAGGAAAUAUAUGUCCAUGCAAAAACUUACACAUGAAUUUUCAUAGCAGCUUUAUUUGUAAUAGCCAAAAACUGGACACAACUCAAACAUCCAUCAACAGAUAAAUGGAUAAAUUGUGGCACACCAUCCAGUGCAAUACUCGGCAAUAAAAAGGAACAACUGGUACACGUGAGUGAGCCUCUAAAUAAUUGUGCUAAGUGAAAAGCCAUAUAGAAGACAGUACAUGCGGCUGGCUGUGGUGGCUCACACCUGUAAUCCCAGCACUUUGGGAGGCUGAGGCAGGCAGAUCACUUGAGGUCAGGAGUUCAAGACCAACCUGGCCAACAUGGUGAAACCCCAUCUCUACUAAAAAUACAAAAAUUAGCUGGGCAUGGUGGCCUGCUCCUGUAGUCCCAGAUACCCAGGAGGCUGAGGCAGAACUGCUUGAAUCUGGGAGGGGGAGGUUGCAGUGAGCUGAGACUGCACUCCAGUAUGGGUGACAAAGUGAGACUUCACCUCAAAAAAAAAAAAAAAAAAAGGAUAUAUGAUUCCAUAUAUCCCAAAAUCUAGCAAAUGCAAACUGUAAAAAACAGCAAAUCAAUGGUUGCUUUUGGAUGGCAGUGGGCAUGGAGAGGCAGGAGGGAGGGAUUACGAAGAGGCAUGACAAAACUUUUGGGGUGACAGGUACAUUUACUAUCUUGAUUGUGAUAGUGGCUUCAUAAUCUUGUGUAAUGCUCGGAAUGUCUACUUUUUGUGUUUCAAUUAUACCUCAAAGAAGGGUUAUUUUAAAAAAAAUUUUAAAAAACAAGCCGAGCGCAAUGGCUCAUGCCUGUAAUCCCAGCACUUUGGGAAGGCAAGGCGGCAGAUCACAAGGUCAAGAGUACAAGACCAGCCUGGCUAAUAUGGUGAAACCCUGUCUCUACUAAAAAUACAAAAAUUAGCCAGGCAUGGUGGCAGGCUCCUGUAGUCCCAGCUACUUGGGAGCCUGAGGCAGGAGAAUCCCUUGAACCUGGUGGGGCAGAGGUUGCAGUGAGCCAGCAUCAUGCCACUGCACUCCAGCCUGGGUGACAGAGUGGGACUCUGUCUCAAAAAAAAAAAAAAAAUUGUGCAUAGUUGGAAAAGAAAAUACUAGUUUUCAUGGGUGAUUGGCAACUAGCUCUAAGUGGAACAAGUGCAUUUUCCUUUCCUUCCAGGUCCCAGAGAAAAACCUCCAUGCUGGGUUGAUAGCAGCAGCUAGGAUCAGUUGCCCAAGGCUCUGGAUUCUCGAGAUGAAGACCGUCAGCAGAGGCUGACCUCUCCUGCGGGCUCAUGUCCUAAAGCACCUUAUUUGGGCUCAAAUAUCCUCCCUUUUAGGACAGAAGAGAAGUUCCCGAGUCUUGGUCACAUUGGGCCUGUGGAGUACAGUAUCUUUUCUACAUAUAUCCUUUUGAUGUUCUCAGCAUCCCUGCAAGGCAGGCUAAGGCAUGAGGAGCCUCAGGCCCAGGGAGCUGAAGGAAGAUUCCAAGAGCUGGGUGUGGAUGCCGCACCCCUGAGCCUGGGCCGCCUGGGUUUUGCUCAGCCUGGGAAGUACUUCCAAACCCACUCUUCGCUAGUCUCUUAGAAUCCUGCGGGAGGGCAAAGCCCAGAUCAUCAUGGCUGCUUCCACCAUGUAGCUGCAGAUCAGGAAACUGAGGUCCAGGGAGGUCCUGACUGGCUUUGCCCCAGGGACAACGAAGCUUGAAGUCUGUUCCCCACAGGAGGACCAUGAUGGUUCUCUUGCUUCAAAUGGCCUCUUUGGAAGGGGCUUGCUCAUUUAGGUGAAUCCUGGGGCCAAGCAGCCCCAGUGACAGUCCCUGGGAUGGCGGUAGGAGAGGGAGCAGCAGGCAGGCGUUAACGUCACAGACUGGCACCAGACCACCCGGGCUUACACUCUGGCUCCUCCAGUUUCUGGCUCUUUGAACUUGGACAAGUAAUCCCCUUUCUUUAUUUUUUCUUUUUUUGAGACAGUCUCACUCCGUCACCCAGGCUGGAGUGCAAUGGCGCAAUCUCGGCUCACUGCAACCUCCACCCACCAGGUUCAAGCAAUUCUCCUGCCUCAGCCUCGUAAGCAGCUAGGAUUACAGGCACCCACCAACACCCUGACUAGUUUUUUUGUUUUUUUUUUAGUAGAGAUUGGGUUUUGCCAUGUUGGCUAGCCUAAGUCUUGAACUCCUGACCUCCACCCGCCUCGGCCUCCCAAAGUGUUGGGAUUACAGGCAUGAGCCACGCCGCCUGGCCAACAAGUCCCCUUUCUUAACCUCUUUCUGCCUCAGUCGACUCACCUGGAAAACAGCACCUACCUCCUUCAAAUGAGAAGAGAAAGGAGUAUAAGGCCAUCAGAACAGUACCUGGCACAAGGGAGGCUAUGGAAGUGCUUGUUGAAUAAAAAAAAAGGCUUCAUCUCUGGCCUAGUCCCAAAGGUUUGGGUUCUUGCCAUUGCCACCCAGAGAGCCCUGGGUGGAGGCCCUGCUGACAUUGAAGAGUGCUUGCCCUCCUCCCCUCAAUGCGGUAGACACUUUCCAAAACUUACGUCAUCCUCACUCCAGUGGGACAAUGGAAGGCUUGGUGUACCUCAUUCCCAAGAUGAGGGAACAGGCUCUGAGAGGACCACAUCUCCAGCAAGUGACACGCUGGGACCAAGGCCAGUCCUGUCUGCCUCCUAGACUAGGCGUGAGUGAGGACCGGCCUGAGUACAGCCCACCUGCUUCCUCCUCCGUUUGGAGCUUGGGCUGGAGCUGUCCUGGCCAGUACUCUCUGCCUCACCAGGCUGCAUGAGCUACAAGCUGCCACUUCCUGGAGCUUGGUGGCCCUGCCCUCGACGGCCUUGCUGGUGGUCGUGAAGGCUCCGUGAAAGCUGUUAACACCUGCAUGGCAGUGAGGCCAACCUUCCCCACUUGAUCUGUUUCAGGCUCUGGCUCCGCUACUGCAUCGUGUGCUUCUGUCCAAGAGGCAGAGAGACUGAAACUAUCUGCUGCCGCCUGGAUUCUCCCAGAGCUUGCCUGGAACACCAGCUCAGGUCCUCACGCGCCAUCCUGCGGGUGCAGCCCAGAACUGUCUUCUGAGGAAGAGGUGCUCUCCUGGGACCCCACUGUCCCCAGGCCUCAGCAAGGCAAGUGAGGUGCUGCUGUCAUCCAGGCUGGACAGUUCAGUGAUUUGCCUGAGGCCCCACAGCAGGAGAACGGGGAGGCUGCCUGAUCAGAGAAUCUCUGAAGAAGAUUCUGUGGCUACAGGCUUCUGCAGAGUGUGAGGGAGACCCUGGUUAUUUCCUCAGCUGUUUCCAACAAAUCCUCCCAUCUUUCGUGGCCAACACCCCAGGCAAGGCUUGGGGCCCCCGUCUGCUGCUGGACGCAGAGCCAUGAAGAAGAAGUUAGUGGUGCUGGGCCUGCUGGCCGUGGUCCUGGUGCUGGUCAUUGUUGGCCUCUGUCUCUGGCUGCCCUCGGCCUCCGAGGAACCUGACAACCAUGUGUACACCAGGGCUGCCGUGGCUGCGGAUGCCAAGCAGUGCUCGGAGAUUGGGAGGGACGCACUGCGGGAUGGUGGCUCUGCGGUGGACGCAGCCAUUGCAGCCCUGUUGUGUGUGGGGCUCAUGAAUGCCCACAGCAUGGGCAUCGGGGGUGGCCUCUUCCUCACCAUCUACAACAGCACCACGCGAAAAGCUGAGGUCAUCAACGCCCGCGAGGUGGCCCCCAGGCUGGCCUUUGCCAGCAUGUUCAACAGCUCGGAGCAGUCCCAGAAGGGGGGGCUGUCAGUGGCGGUGCCCGGGGAGAUCCGAGGCUAUGAGCUGGCACAUCAGCGGCAUGGGCGGCUGCCCUGGGCUCGCCUCUUCCAGCCCAGCAUCCAGCUGGCCCGCCAGGGCUUCCCCGUGGGCAAGGGCUUGGCAGCAGCCCUGGAAAACAAGCGGACCGUCAUUGAGCAGCAGCCUGUCUUGUGUGAGGUGUUCUGCCGGGAUGGAAAGGUGCUUCGGGAGGGGGAGAGACUGACCCUGCCGCGGCUGGCUGACACCUACGAGACGCUGGCCAUCGAGGGUGCCCAGGCCUUCUACAACGGCAGCCUCACGGCCCAGAUUGUGAAGGACAUCCAGGCGGCCGGGGGCAUUGUGACAGCUGAGGAUCUGAACAACUACCGUGCUGAGCUGGUCAAGCACCCGCUGAACAUCAGCCUGGGAGACGCGGUGCUGUACAUGCCCAGUGCGCCGCUCAGCGGGCCCGUGCUGGCCCUCAUCCUCAACAUCCUCAAAGGGUACAACUUCUCCCGGGCAAGCAUGGAGACCCCUGAGCAGAAGGGCCUGACGUACCACCGCAUCGUAGAGGCUUUCCGGUUUGCCUACGCCAAGAGGACCCUGCUUGGGGACCCCAAGUUUGUGGAUGUGACUGAGGUGGUCCGCAACAUGACCUCGGAGUUCUUCGCUGCCCAGCUCCGGGCCCAGAUCUCUGAUGACACCACUCACCCGAUCUCCUACUACAAGCCCGAGUUCUACACGCCGGAUGACGGGGGCACUGCUCACCUGUCUGUUGUCGCAGAGGACGGCAGUGCUGUGUCCGCCACCAGCACCAUCAACCUCUACUUUGGCUCCAAGGUCCGCUCCCCGGUCAGCGGGAUCCUGUUCAAUAAUGAAAUGGAUGACUUCAGCUCUCCCAGCAUCACCAACGAGUUUGGGGUGCCCCCCUCACCUGCCAAUUUCAUCCAGCCAGGGAAGCAGCCGCUCUCGUCCAUGUGCCCGGCGAUCAUGGUGGGCCAGGACGGCCAGGUCCGGAUGGUGGUGGGAGCUGCUGGGGGCACACAGAUCACCACGGCCACUGCACUGGUAUGUGUCACGCCUUUUCUCCCUGGCCCUGCCCACCCUGCACAGCCCCCAGGCCAUGCUGAUCACACUCCCAUGCCCCAGGCCAUCAUCUACAACCUCUGGUUUGGCUAUGACGUGAAGCAGGCCGUGGAGGAGCCCCGGCUGCACAACCAGCUUCUGCCCAACGUCACGACAGUGGAGAGAAAUAUUGACCAGGCAGUGACUGCAGCCCUGGAGACCCGGCACCAUCACACCCAGAUCGCGUCCACCUUCAUCGCUGUGGUGCAAGCCAUCGUCCGCACGGCUGGUGGCUGGGCAGCUGCCUCGGACUCCAGGAAAGGCGGGGAGCCUGCCGGCUACUGAGUGCUCCAGGAGGACAAGGCUGACAAGCAAUCCAGGGACAAGAUACUCACCAGGACCAGGAAGAGGACUUUGGGGGACGGGCUUUGCCUGUGAGCAGCAGAGCAGCACAAUAAAUGAGGCCACUGUGCCAGGCUCCAGGCGGCUUCCCUGGCCUGGCUCCCCA
Symphalangus syndactylus (siamang) is the source of this 6135-nucleotide messenger RNA. RefSeq names its product gamma-glutamyltransferase 1 (gene GGT1). Lineage: Eukaryota; Metazoa; Chordata; Mammalia; Primates; Hylobatidae. Gene Ontology annotation, cellular component: plasma membrane. Gene Ontology annotation, molecular function: glutathione gamma-glutamate hydrolase. The record is from RefSeq and is a predicted model, not a curated record. Gene Ontology annotation, biological process: glutathione catabolic process; regulation of immune system process; regulation of inflammatory response.